This is a messenger RNA of Humulus lupulus (European hop), 962 nucleotides long. RefSeq lists its product as uncharacterized. Gene Ontology annotation, biological process: protein folding in endoplasmic reticulum. NCBI's taxonomy places the organism in Eukaryota, Viridiplantae, Streptophyta, Magnoliopsida, Rosales, Cannabaceae. Gene Ontology annotation, cellular component: EMC complex. The record is from RefSeq and is a predicted model, not a curated record. Gene Ontology annotation, molecular function: protein binding. Bases 177 to 662 code for a protein of 161 amino acids. The transcript is spliced from 6 exons.
AUAGAAGAAAGAUAUUCUUACACAAACUUUUGUACGAGGUAUGGGCAUAAAUCACAGGUAAGCUAGAGGCUAUGCUGCUUGAAGCAAAAGGCUCCUGGGCAUAAGCAGAAAAGGCUUACUCAAGCCUUUUAGAGGAUAAUCCCCUUGAUCAAGUAAUCCUCAAGAGGAAAGUAGCCAUGGCAAAGGCACAAGGCGAUAUUUCAGGGGCAAUUGAUUGUCUAAAUAAAUACCUUGAAACAUUUAUGGCUGAUCAUGAUGCCUGGAGAGACCUGGCUGAAAUCUACGUUUCUCUUCAAAUGUACAAGCAAGCUGCAUUCUGCUAUGAAGAGCUAAUAUUAUCACAACCUACUGUUCCUUUACAUCACUUAGCCUAUGCUGACGUACUUUACACACUUGGCGGACUAGAAAAUCUACAGGCAGCAAAGAAAUACUAUGCAUCCACUAUUGACUUGACUGGAGGCAAAAGUACUAGAGCGCUUUUUGGUGUUUGCUUGUGUUCUUCUGCCAUUGGGCAGCUGGCAAAGGGUCGGAACAAGGAAGACAAAGAGAGUGAGCUACAAUCUCUGGCAGCAGCAGCCUUGGAAAAGGACUACAAACAAAGAGCACCUGCAACACUUUCCUUGAUUACGACUGCCUUAAAAAACUUAAAAGUUUCAUCAUAACUCUAAUUUGAUCGAAACCCUGUUUUAGUAUUUCUCUGCUCCAAAGUUGUGCUUGGCAACUUGAUGCUAAAGGCCUAGAAUUUACACAAGGAUUUUGUUAUUUAUUUUUGCAUUUUGCCCCCAAAUCAGUUUUAAGGGUGUGAUUUAUUCUCUAUUUAACAUGACAAUAACAGUCUAGGAUUGUACAACUCGUUUGGGAUAUCUUGUCAAUUCUCCAUCCUGUGUGCUCUAGAGCUCAUUUGUUGAUCUUAUAUUUCUUGGAAAAAAAAUUAAGAGUAGCUUAACAUAUUUUAUCACUCA